AUGGCCAAGAAUAACAUCACCUCAGUAACUGAAUUCAUCCUAAUGGGUUUUAGUGACCACCCCAAGUGGGAGAUUCCCCUCUUUCUGGUGUUUCUUAGCUUUUAUCUUGUCACCAUCCUGGGAAACUUGGGCAUAGUCAUUCUUAUCCAUGUAGAUGUCCAACUCCACAUCCCAAUGUACUUCUUUCUGAGCCAUCUAUCUGUGUUGGAUACCUGCUAUACCUCAGUCAUCACCCCUCAGAUCCUGGCCACACUGGCUACAGGCAAAACAGUCAUCUCUUAUGGUUGCUGUGCUGCUCAGUUCUUCUUCUUCACUAUCUGUGCAGGUACAGAGUGUUUCCUGUUGUCUGUGAUGGCCUAUGAUCGCUAUGUUGCUAUUAGCAAUCCACUACUCUACACUGUGGCCAUGGGCCCUAGAAAAUGUUGGAGUUUAGUAGUAGGAGCAUAUGUUUGUGGAGUGUGUGGGGCAAUCCUGCGUACCACAUGCACCUUCUCUCUCUCCUUCUGUGAAAAUAAUCAGAUCAAUUUCUUCUUUUGUGACCUCCCACCCCUGCUGAAGCUGGCCUGUAGUGACACAACAAAUGUUGAAAUUAUCAUUGUCUUCUUUGGGAAUUUUGUAAUUUUGGCAAAUGCCUUAGUCAUCCUCAUUUCCUACCUGCUCAUCAUUAAAACUGUCAUGAGAAUGAAGUCUUCAGGCAGAAGAGCAAAGACUUUCUCAACAUGUAUCUCCCACCUCACUGCUGUGACUCUUUUAUUUGGGACACUCAUCUUUAUGUACAUACGGAGUGGCUCCAAAAAGUCCCUGGAAGAAGAUAAAGUUGUGUCUAUCUUCUACACUAUGGUCAUUCCCAUGCUGAACCCCCUAAUCUACAGCCUAAGAAACAAGGAUGUCAAGGCUGCAUUCAAGAAGGUUACUGGUAAAUGCCAGGCCUCCCACAACAUACAACACUGA
Molecule: messenger RNA, 951 nt
Organism: Apodemus sylvaticus (European woodmouse)
Lineage: Eukaryota; Metazoa; Chordata; Mammalia; Rodentia; Muridae
Product: olfactory receptor 9I1-like
Exons: 1
Coding region: 1-951 (316 amino acids)
Biological process (GO): sensory perception of smell; G protein-coupled receptor signaling pathway
Cellular component (GO): membrane
Molecular function (GO): olfactory receptor activity; odorant binding; G protein-coupled receptor activity
Source: RefSeq, a predicted model, not a curated record